Messenger RNA from Alternaria atra, 1524 nucleotides. RefSeq lists its product as uncharacterized. The transcript is spliced from 2 exons. Lineage: Eukaryota; Fungi; Ascomycota; Dothideomycetes; Pleosporales; Pleosporaceae. The coding region runs from base 1 to 1524 and encodes 507 amino acids. The record is from RefSeq and is a predicted model, not a curated record.
AUGAUGCUCUCCGCGCUUCGAACCAUCCGAUCUCCGACGAGACGCGCCACAACACAACUGCGCACCGCUGCGACACAAGCACAGAAGCGCGCAGGUGACAUAUCCGAUGCUUUCGCAUCGCUCUCAGGACAGGAGUUCACACCUCUGACACCCGAAUAUGCCGACCUCAAAAGCCGUCUGAUCCGGGGACACGAAAGCGAAAUACGAGAGUCCUGGGAACGCCUCCUUCGGACGCUUCGCGACGAGAUUCCGCUCAUAGUUGGGCAAGGCAGCAAAGUCAUUCCAGAGAUUGACUUCAAAGACAUCGAUAAUGCGCCAGAGUCCUUUAGCAGCGAGCUGCGCAAGAGAGGUGUUGCCGUCAUAAGGAAUGUAGUACCCGAGCAGGAAGCGCUGCAGUGGAAGGAAGACCUGAGGGAAUAUAUUCGCCAGAAUCCUCAGACAAAGGCUUUUCCAGCCGAUAACCCUCAAGUCUUCGAAUUGUACUGGUCGCGUACCCAAAUGCUCGCACGCGGUAAUCCGAACCUCCUCAAAACGCACCGCUUCCUCAUGUCAUACUGGCAUAGCCUCAACCCAAAUAUCCCGCUCUCCACGAAACAUCCGAUAAGCUACGCGGAUCGCUUGCGCAUGCGCUUGCCCGGUGACGCCAAGUUCGCAUUGGGGCCUCACGUCGACGGCGGCAGUGUAGAACGUUGGGACGAAGAAGGAUACGGGCUUGGAAAAGUCUACGACUCGGUAUGGAAAGGACGCUGGGAGGACUUUGACCCUUGGGAAGCCAGCUGCCGUCUUCCGGUCGUCUCAGACCUCCACCAGGGCGUAGGAGCAUGCAGCGCGUUCCGCAUGUUCCAAGGCUGGUUAUCGCUCUCCACAACAGGACCAUUCGAAGGCACGCUUUUGGUCAACCCGCUAUUAGCCAAAGCCACCGCAUAUUACCUCCUUCGACCCUUCUUCUCCCCGAAACGAGGCGUCGAUCCUGGUGCGCAAACAACUUCCGAAGCCAUCACCAACUCAGCAGACUUCCUCGCGUCGGAUAAUUGGGAAAUGGAUACAACACAGAACGCAUGGGUACAUGGCGCAACGCCAGGUCGUGGUCAGGAGCUAUCACACCUCCUGCAUCCGCAUCUUAACCUGCAAAAAUCCAUGAUCCAUAUGCCCACGGUCAGGCCUGGCGAUUAUGUCGCAUGGCACUGCGAUACCAUCCAUAGUGUCGAUAAGACACAUGCAGGCAAGUCUGACUCUAGCGUGCUGUAUAUCCCAGCGUGUCCUAUGACUGAAGAUAACGCGAAUUACCUUGUGCGCCAGCGCCAGAACUUCGUUAAUGGAACCCCGAGUCCUGAUUUUGGCGGUGGUGUUGGUGAGAGCGAGCAUGUUGGGCGUAUCAAGGCUGAGGAUAUGCAUGCAUUGGUUGGCGACGAGGGUUGUCAGGCUAUGGGGUUGCAAGAGUGGGAUAGUGCGGCUGCGGGAUUAGGGCCUGGUGAGAGGGUUAUUCUGGAUAGGGCGAACAAGAUUCUGGGGUUUUAUGAUUAA